This is a messenger RNA of Morchella importuna, 1131 nucleotides long. RefSeq lists its product as uncharacterized. The record is from RefSeq and is a predicted model, not a curated record. Gene Ontology annotation, biological process: biosynthetic process. Gene Ontology annotation, molecular function: pyridoxal phosphate binding. Lineage: Eukaryota; Fungi; Ascomycota; Pezizomycetes; Pezizales; Morchellaceae. The transcript is spliced from 3 exons. Bases 1 to 1131 code for a protein of 376 amino acids.
AUGCCCAAAGACCCCAAAUCCGUCCUCACCACCACCCUCUCCCACACCCUCACCAACCGCGCCACCCUCUCCCGCCUCCGCACCCUCUCCCUCCCACCCCCCCACGCCACCGACUUCUCCUCCAACGACUUCCUCUCCCUCGCCACCUCCCCCCUGCUACGCCGCUCCCUCCUCGCCGAACUCGCCGCCCACCCCACCCACCCCCUCGGCUCCGGCGGCUCCCGCCUCCUCGACGGAAACUCCCCCUACGCCGAGACCCUCGAGGCCACAAUCGCGCACUACCACAGCGCCCCCUGCGGCCUCCUCUUCAACUCGGGCUUCGACGCAAACACAGGCUUCUUCGCGUGCGUCCCGCAGCCCGGCGACGUGGUCGUCUACGACGAGUACAUCCACGCCAGCGUGCACGAGGGCAUGCGCUCCUCGCGCGCGUCGGCGUGCCUCAUGUUUGCGCACAACAGCCUCGCCUCGUUCCGCGCCGUGCUGGAGGGCGUCGAGGCGCGGCAGGGGAGGAGCGUGUUUGUGGCGGUGGAGAGCCUGUACUCGAUGGAUGGGGACCUUGCGCCGCUGGCGGAGCUGGUGGCGAUUGCGGACGAGGUGCUGGAUGGCGGGGCGCUGUUUACGGUUGAUGAGGCGCAUGCGACGGGGGUGGCGCUUGCCUGUAAUGGCGCCAUAAUCCUAACGGACGCAACCACACGCCAAUACCUCAUCAACUACGCCCGCCCGCUCAUCUACACAACCUCGCUCUCCUUCCCCUCCCUCGCCGCCAUCACAGCCUCCUACACGCUCCUCCGCUCCCCGCACGCCGCAGCCCUGCAAUCGCACCUUCACACCCUCACCGCACACCUCCACCGCCGCCUCGCCACGCUGCCGCCCGCCCCACAGACACUCACGCUGCCGCCCGUCCGCCCAACGCCCAUCCUCGCGCUGUUCACGCCGCAGCCGCGCAGUCUCGCGGCGCACCUGCAGACGCGCGGGAUCGUGGCGAGGCCCAUCGUGUUCCCGACGGUGCCAAAGGGGACGGAGAGGGUGCGCAUCUGUGUGCAUGCGGGAAACACGGUGGAGGAUGUGGAGGCGCUUGUGGAGGCUGUGAGGGAGUGGGUUGUGGGGCAGGCGAGGGGGAGUAAGAUCUAA